GCUGGAUAGAACACAGAGGUCAACUACAUUACUCAAAGCCUUCCGGCAAUAUCCCUUACACUGUCGCAGACAACAGCACGCCUUCCUAACAAAUAGUUGCUGUACCGUUGAAAACGCCAACAAGGACCUUCCACGGAACCUCGGAGAAAACACAUUCAAUUGGGUUACAUCAAAGAAAGAAUAUUCCACAGCCAGAGCCAUGGACUCCUCAAGGUUGGCCCUCGAAAACUCGGACCUCGAAAAGCUCAACGACAAAGAUAAGCUUGAACUCCGCCAGUUCCUCGCCAACGAGCAACAGAGAUCCCAGAUUCAGUCACAAACCCAUGCGCUCACCGAGAUUUGCUGGAAGAAGUGCGUCACUGGCUCGAUUCGGAACUCCAAACUGGACAAGGGCGAAGAGGGAUGCCUGGCCAACUGCGUUGACAGAUUCCUUGAUGUCAACUUUCUGACAAUGAAGCACCUCAACAACAUGCGCUCUGGUUAGAAUUUUUUUUGCCCUAGUAAAAAUAUGGAACAGACUCCAGGGGAGGCUAGUAGACGGGAUAACGAGCCACGAUCGAAAAGUAGUUCGUGUACGAACGUCUCGUGUAAAGCACAUGUAGAACUAUGAUGUAAAGAAUAGAGUGGUACAUUACAACAUCACUAGCCAGACUUGCAAUAACAACGGCUA
This is a messenger RNA of Colletotrichum navitas, 670 nucleotides long. Its product is annotated as Tim10/DDP family zinc finger protein. The transcript has 2 exons. Lineage: Eukaryota; Fungi; Ascomycota; Sordariomycetes; Glomerellales; Glomerellaceae. The record is from RefSeq and is a predicted model, not a curated record. Bases 200 to 484 code for a protein of 94 amino acids.